This is a messenger RNA of Myotis brandtii (Brandt's bat), 1934 nucleotides long. RefSeq names its product SHC SH2-domain binding protein 1-like (gene SHCBP1L). Gene Ontology annotation, biological process: male meiosis cytokinesis; spermatogenesis. The transcript has 10 exons. Lineage: Eukaryota; Metazoa; Chordata; Mammalia; Chiroptera; Vespertilionidae. Gene Ontology annotation, cellular component: meiotic spindle. The annotation marks the transcript as partial. The record is from RefSeq and is a predicted model, not a curated record.
GGGCGGGAGGAGGCCCGGCGGCGGCUGCAGCUGCUGCCCGCGUCUCAGGCCGAGGACCUGGGAGAGGGGGCCGCGGAGGAGGAGGAAGAGCCCCUUCCGUCGGUGCCCGAGGAAGAGGAGGAGGAGGAGGAGGAGGAGGAGGCGGCGGCGGAGGAGAGGGCGGAGGCGCAGCCAUUGCCGCCAGUCUGCGUGUCCCCCAUGCGGGGCAUGUGGCGGGAGGAGAAGGUGGCGCUCUUCUGCGACGAGGUGCUGCGGGGUUGUAAGGCAGAAGAUGCUGAUGAGACUAUGAGUAACUACCUAUCAGAAAAAUUAAAGUUGAAAGACAAAUGGCUUGGAGUCUGGAAGACUAACCCUGAGUUAUUCUUUCUGAAAUAUGAAGAAGCUUCUAUCCCUUUUGUUGGUAUACUAGUUGAGGCAACUUGUACACCACGCCAGAGCUCAUCAUCUUGUUUCAGAGUGACUGUUUCUGUUGCUGAGCCUUUUUCUUCUAAUAUUGCAAAUAUUCCAAGGAAUUUGGUUAAUGAGGUUUUAGAAGAACUAGAGCAUAGUGUGCCUCUCUUGGAAGUGUACCCCGUUGAAGGACAAGAUUCUGAUAUACAUGAUAUUGCUUUGGCCUUGGAAGUUGUAAGGUUUUUUUAUGACUUUCUCUGGAGAGACUGGGAUGAUGAAGAACGUUGUGACAAUUAUACUGCUUUGAUUGAAGAAAGAAUUAAUUUGUGGUGUGAUAUACAAGAUGGAACAAUACCUGGUCCUAUCGCACAACGUUUCAAAAAAACUUUGGAGAAAUAUAAAAACAAGCGUGUCGAGCUCAUUGAGUAUCAGAACAAUAUUAAAGAGGAUCCCUCUGCAGCAGAGGCUGUUGAAUGCUGGAAAAAAUACUACGAGAUAGUAAUGCUCUGUGAAUUAUUGAAAAUGUGGGAAGAUUUACGCCUCCGAGUCCAUGGACCUUUUUUUCCAAGAAUUCUGAGGCGUAGGAAAGGAAAAAGAGAUUUUGGAAAGACUAUAACACAUAUUGUAGCAAAAGUGAUGACUACUGACAUGGUAAAGGACUUAUCUUCAGACACAUUUCUCCAACAGCAUGAUGAUUUGGAUUUGGCUUUGGAUAGUUGUUAUAGUGGAGAUACAGUAGUUAUUUUCCCAGGAGAAUAUCAAGCUGUCAAUCUUGCUUUAUUGACUGAUGACAUCAUUAUAAAGGGAGUUGGAAAGAGAGAGGAAAUUAUGAUUACUUCUGAACCUUCCCAUGACAGUUUUGUGGUGUCCAAAGCUGCUAAUGUGAAACUAAUGCACCUGUCCUUGAUACAACAAGGGACAGUGGAUGGCAUUGUGGUGGUGGAGGCUGGUCACAUGACUCUGGAGAACUGUGUAUUAAAAUGUGAAGGAACAGGAGUGUGUGUUCUUACAGGGGCUUCUUUGACAAUUAAGGACAGUGAAAUAAUCGGUGCCCAGGGUGCUGGUGUUGAACUGUAUCCUGGCAGCACAGCCACUUUAGAAAGGAAUGAAAUUCAUCACUGUAAUAACUUCAGAACCAAUGACAGUUCAAAAAGCAUCUUAGGUGGUGUUAAUAUGAAGGUUCUUCCUGCACCCAAAUUGAAGAUGACUAACAAUCAUAUUUAUAACAAUGGCUAUGGAGUAAGCAUUCUUCCACCAACUGAACAGUUUUUUAUUGUAGCAGAAACUUGCAACAAAGGGGCUGCUUCAGGAGACAAAAAAGAUGAAAAUAGGCUCUCCAAAGUAAUGCAAAAUCUGAAUCUGGAAAUGAAUGAUAAUAAAAUGGAAGCAAACUUAAAGGGGGAUAUCAGAAUAGCCACAAAUUAAAGCACUGGGUUUAUGUUCAAGUUUUAUAUUUCAGAGUGUUUAAUAAAUCUCAUCUCCCACAGAAAUUGUAGUUCUAAUUAAAUUCAACUUAUUUAAUUAAAAACAUUUAAACAUGUUAA